GUGUCAAUGGAGGAGCAGGACGCCAGGGUCUCAGUCUUGGAACCAUUCAGGGUGGAGCAGGCACCACCUGUCAUCUACUAUGUCCCUGACUUCAUCUCCAAGGAGGAAGAAGAGUAUUUGCUUCGACAGGUCUCCAAUGCCCCAAAGCCAAAGUGGACCCAGCUCUCUGGGAGGAAGUUACAAAAUUGGGGUGGGCUCCCUCACCCCCGGGGAAUGGUCCCUGAGCGGCUGCCACCAUGGCUUCAACGUUACGUGGACAAAGUGUCUGACCUCAGCCUUUUUGGGGGUCUCCCGGCCAACCACGUCCUCGUGAACCAGUAUUUGCCUGGGGAGGGCAUCAUGCCCCACGAGGACGGGCCACUGUACUACCCGACCAUCAGCACCAUCAGUCUGGGCUCCCACACCAUGCUGGAUCUCUAUGAGCCGCGGCAGACGGAGGAGGAUGACGACCCUGCAGAGCCGCCGCGGCCCCCACCCAGGCCCACAACCUCACUCCUGCUUGAGCCCCGCAGCCUGCUGGUGAUCCGGGGCACUGCCUACACACGCCUCCUCCAUGGCAUCGCGGCCACCUGCACAGAUGCGCUUGAUGGCUCUUUACCACCCAACGCGACCUCCUGCCCAAGAGCGCAGCCCGGAGCCCGCCUGACCCGCGGUACCCGCGUCUCCCUGACCAUCCGCCGUGUGUCCCGCGUGCUGCGCACCAGCCUCCUCCUCAGCAAGUAA
This is a messenger RNA of Elephantulus edwardii (Cape elephant shrew), 723 nucleotides long. It is a transcript of the gene ALKBH6, whose product is annotated as alkB, alkylation repair homolog 6 (E. coli). The record is from RefSeq and is a predicted model, not a curated record. The transcript is spliced from 6 exons. Bases 7 to 723 code for a protein of 238 amino acids. Lineage: Eukaryota; Metazoa; Chordata; Mammalia; Macroscelidea; Macroscelididae.